GCCCUCGUCCUUCUCACAGAGCAAUUUUGCAUGAGAGUAUUGGGCGAACAGCUGAUAAAAGAUUGGAUUAAAUAAUGGACCUAAUCCAAUUAAUUUAAGAUUUUAUUUUUUGAACCGGUUAGAAAAUCAGAAUUUAGACUUUUUCUUAGAUUCUUUUUUUUAAAAUUAGCUGCUGCAGUGCGGGUCGAAAACCCGCAAUUUCUGUUUAUCGUUUGAGUAAGAAAGAGAUCGACUGUAAACCGUCGUUAAUUCACGAGACCACGUGAGCUUGCUGUUUGGCUUUAAUCAAAAUUGCGGUAGUGUUUACGUCUCGUAUUACAGCACUUCCUUUUCAAAAUGGCAGAGGCCCACUCUGCUGUUGCAUUCAGUUUCACCAUCACGCAUGAAGGUGUAAACAUCAACUAUGAUCAUGACAUAUUUUAUGCAGUGUGGCAAAGUGGCUUACGAUCUUGGAGGAGAAGACUGAACAAAUUUUGGAACAAUGUUUGGACAGGUGCUUAUCCAGCCUCACCAUAUAGCCUUCUAAUAAUUGCUACAAUCAUAACCUUUCUAACUUGGAAAGAACGUGAUGUUUCACAUGGACUCGUAAACUUCCUUGAAUCCCACUUUAUUGACAAUCCUCUGUUCUCAACAUUUAGUAUAGCAACUUUCUAUAUUUGCUACACUAUUGCUUUGUGGCUUAUAUUUGUGAAUAUUGUGAGAUACUUUGUGAAAAUAUUAUUUAUGUAUAAAGGAUGGAUGUAUCAAACUCGAGCUGGAAAAAUGUCUUGGAAAACAAAAUGCUGGCUUGCAAUUGUCUCAAUUAUUGCAAAAAGGAAGCCCCAGUUGUACAGUUUUCAAGGAUCCCUUCCAAAUUUGCCUGUUCCUGCUUUAGAUAAAACCAUGAAACGAUAUUUGGAAACGGUUAAACCUCUCCUUGAUGAAGAAAAGUUUAAAAGAAUGGAAGUGCUAGCUCAAGAAUUUGGAUCUGGAAUUGGAAAAAAAUUGCAACGUUACUUAGUAUUGAAAUCUUGGUGGGCUACUAAUUAUGUUUCUGAUUGGUGGGAAGAAUUCAUUUAUUUGCGUGGACGUGGACCAUUGAUGAUUAAUAGCAAUUUUUAUGGAAUCGAUGCAAUUUUAGUACAUCCUUCAAAAGUGCAGGCUGCUCGAGCUGCUUGCUUUAUACAUUCUGCUUUCCUAUUCAGAAGGUCUAUUGAUCGACAGACAUUAAAACCAAUUAUGGUUCAAAAUUUAGUACCUUUAUGUUCAGCACAGUAUGAACGUAUGUUUAAUACAACCCGUGUUCCUGGAAAAGAAACAGAUAAAUUAGUACAUUUGGAUGAUAGCCAACAUGUAGCAGUUUAUCACGCUGGUCGAUUUUUUAAAGUCCCUAUGUAUUAUAUGGGCAGACUUUUAAAUCCUGCUGAAAUUCAGAGACAAAUAGAAAAGAUUUUAAAUGAUGAAUCUCCACCUCAACCAGGAGAAGAGCAUUUAGGAGCUUUAACUGCAGUAGAAAGGAAUGUGUGGGCUGAGGCAAGAGAAAAGUAUUUUGCUAAAGGUCUUAAUAAAGCUUCUCUAAGUACCAUUGAAAAGGCUGCAUUUUUUGUUUCUCUUGAUGAGGAAUCUUAUGAUUUUGAUGCUAAAGAUCGUAGCAAACUUGAUGAAUUUGGUCGUGCCAUGUUGCAUGGUAAGGGGUAUGACCGUUGGUUUGACAAGUCCUUCAAUUUCAUUAUUGCUAAAAAUGGAAGAGUGGGUCUAAAUGCUGAACACUCAUGGGCUGAUGCACCAAUUAUGGGGCAUUUGUGGGAAUUCUGCCUUUGCCAAGAGUUUAAUUCCAAUCCAUAUACUGAAGAAGGCAAUUGCAUUGGUGAAAUAAAGAAUAAUAUAUUCCCCCCAAGCCGACUGAAGUGGGACUUUUCUUCCGAAAUAGUUGAACUGAUUGACAAUUGUAGAGAAUCAGCGCAACGAGCCAUUAAUGAUGUUGAUCUUAGGUUGUUAAUGCAUGAUGCAUAUGGUAAAGGUUUUAUGAAGAAGUGCCGAGUCAGUCCAGAUGCUUACAUCCAGAUGGCUCUUCAGCUUGCUUAUUAUAGGGAUUCCCGGAAGUUUAGUUUAACGUAUGAAGCAUCCAUGACACGUCUCUUUCGAGAAGGUCGAACAGAGACAGUUCGACCAGUUACUAUGGAAUCAUGUGAAUUUGUUAAGUCAAUGCUGGAUUCUAAAGCAACUAAUGAAAAGCGAAUUGAGCUUCUCCGUAAGGCUUGUGACAGGCAUCAGAGAGGUUACCAAAAUGCCAUGUGUGGCAAGGGCAUUGAUCGUCAUCUGUUCUGCCUCUAUGUUGUUGCUAAGUACCUCAAUGUAGAAUCACCAUUCUUAAAUGAGGUUCUGAGCGAACCAUGGAGACUGUCUACAAGUCAAACCCCACAUGGACAGACUGAUAUGAUGAAUUUGAAGAAAAAUCCUCAUCAUAUAUCUGCGGGAGGUGGCUUUGGACCUGUUGCUGAUGAUGGUUAUGGAGUUUCAUAUAUCAUUGCUGGUGAAGACAUUGUUUUCUUUCAUAUUUCUAGCAAGAUUUCAUCUCCAGAAACAGAUUCGGAAAGGUUCCGAAGAAAUAUUGCAGAAGCAUUAGCAGACAUGAGAAACAUAUUUGAACAAACGUCCAAAUGAAUACUGUCUGCUUAUUGCUUUUAAGAUUUUUGCCUGUACAUUGGCAUUUCUGUUUUUUACCAUUGUGUGCCUGGUAGAAUUAAUGAAGACUGCAGAGUGAUUAUAUUUGGAAGAAAACAGUAACAUUUGAAGACUGGUUUUAUGAUUGGUUGCUUUAUGGUUUGCACUAUGACAUAGGAAUGUGAUGUUGUUCUUCCAUGCAUUGUUUUCCCCAGGUUUUAAACCAUUUGUUGAACAAAAGUCAAAUAAUUUAUUAUUCAAAUUAAAUCGAAAUAACUGUGAUCUUUUAUGAAAAAUUUGAAGAUUGUGAUUAUGAAUACUAGUCACAGAAAAAUUAUGAUAAUGAGCCAUUAAUUUCUGCAAUUUGAUCCUCUCUCAUGUGAAACUAAAGCAGUAAUUUAUUAUAGUGAUUAACCCUUUAUUUAUCAUUGGUGCUUAAAAAUGCAAUUAAAAUAAGACUAUAAUAUGAUUGUUUUCUCUACCAUUUUUAAAGAACAUAGCUUCAAUAGUAAACAGAAGAUAUCAUCUGAAAGAAGAAAUUAAAAAAUUUCCACUAUUAAUAAAAUAAUUAAGAUAUUUUAAUUUACUCAAUAUGUUUUCACUUCCCUGGGCUUAUUUUGUGCCAAAAUUGACAGCAAAAUAAUUUGGUAAAUUAAGGGUUAAAUUUUAAUAUUUAGUUCACACGUAUAUAAAUUUGAAGUAAUGAACUCGAAUGUUAUCUUAAUAAGUUUACUUUUAUGUUAUGUGAUAAGCAUUAGUUAUUUUUAUAACACUAUUCAAGAUAAGUUUUUGAAGUAUUUCACAUUAAGAAUAACUACAUGGUAUUUAAUUUUUCAGGGUAGCGAAAGAUAAAUGAUUUAUUUUUUUGUUAAUAAAUUAUUUAUGUGAAAAAACAAUGGCUUUUAUUGUUCUGACAUUAUUUUGUUUCACUACUCCAAAUAGUUUGCUUUCUUAACUUAUAUUUAUGUUUUUUUUUAUUCUCAAAAAUAAUGGAACACAUUUAUUAUUUUUGCUCAUAAUGAUUUAAUGUUACAUUUUGUAAAUUCAUUUUUCCAUUUAUGUCUUUGUUUUCAUCCAGUUCCAAUCUUCUGUAAAAAUUUUAGAAAUUUUGAUGGAACCAAGUUAUUUUUAAUGCAGAUUGCACGUUAAAGCAAUAUUUUUUGACUAUUAUGAUUAAAAGAUAUUUUUAUGUGUGUGCCAUGUUAUUGUUUGCUACUGCUCUUACUUUAUGAUGAUAUAUAUUUUAUGAAUACAUCAUUUUACUGUAAUUUUUUUAAUAUCGUAGGAUUUUUAAUUAAAAACAAUUAACAUAUAACAUUUAAUUAAUUAAUUAAAGCUUCUUUUAUAUAAAUUCCUUAUUAUAGUUAAAGAAACCCAAAUUUAAAAAUAGUUAUCUGCUCAUACAUUUAAAAUGCUUAACAGUCGGCUGUUUUUACAGUGUUAUUUAAAAUAAAACAAGUCAUUCAAUAGAGUUAGUUGGUGCUAGUAGUUUUUCAGCUUACAUUUGCAAACUAUAUAUGUACAAUACAUUUGGAAAUUUCUUUGAUCACUAAAUAUUUGCAAUUUAGUAUUUUAACAAGUAAUGGUAGUUUUUAUAUUUUGUGCUGUUAUUUCUUAUUGAAAAAUAUAUAUCUGUUAAAAAAAAACGUUCAUGCCAUAUUUAGUAUAAUAAUAAUUCUAGGAACUAAUAUAUAUAUAUAU
This is a messenger RNA of Argiope bruennichi, 4344 nucleotides long. RefSeq names its product carnitine O-palmitoyltransferase 1, liver isoform-like. Gene Ontology annotation, molecular function: carnitine O-palmitoyltransferase activity. The record is from RefSeq and is a predicted model, not a curated record. Lineage: Eukaryota; Metazoa; Arthropoda; Arachnida; Araneae; Araneidae. Bases 337 to 2643 code for a protein of 768 amino acids. The transcript is spliced from 23 exons. Gene Ontology annotation, biological process: carnitine metabolic process; fatty acid metabolic process. Gene Ontology annotation, cellular component: mitochondrion.